CACACACACACACAGAUUUAGUUGAUUUCUUUAAUAAAUUGCAUCGACUGCUCUAAAAUAUGAGGCACCCAUAUUUCAGGAGUUUAGGACACAGAAUAGUACAAAUGCUCAUUCGAUAACUGUGUUAUUUCCUAUUUCGAUUUAUGUAGGCUAUAUGCUUUAUUUUUUAAGAUUAACUGUUUUUUCCCCCAAAGGCAUUGUUAGAUGCCAGUGUUUCAUGUCAAAGAUACACAAAGAUUUGAUUUAAAAAACGGCAUCACAGCUAUUAUAACAACUCCAUCUUGUUAUAAUUUUAAAUCUGCAUUUAACCCCAGAACAACCUCAGAGUAAACAUAGCUGCUAAAGUCUGAUUCUGUGGUGACCGUGCUUUCAAAUUAAAUUAUAAUAAUCUUAAUUCAAGCGAUGAAGGAUUCUGAAAGUCUGACAGUAAUCAGUGUUGAGUACUGCUCCAAGGUUAACCCCUGCCUGCUCCUUAAAUGUUUCAAAAUGAUUAACACCUGAAAACAUUCUAAUUUAUCAAAUGUAAUUUUGAUGUUAGUUACAUCACUUGGUAACAUUUUAAUGCGUCCUUGUUACACGUUACAUGUAGUCUGUCUACUAUUUUAAUUAUGCAUAAUUACAUCACAAGCCAAACCCUAACCCUAUGAUAUGGUAGCUAUACAUAAUUAAUAGUAGGCUACUCAGUAGCAAGGACACCUUAAUAUAAUGUGUGACCCAUUACUUUACUAAAUUAAUUGAAAUAGUUACACUUAUUAUAAUAGGGUAAUUUGUAAUCUGUAACCUAUAACAUUCCCAACAGUCUCUUCUCCCGUCAAUGAACGCGACGGGCGGGGGCAGCGGAAGUGCGACCGGACCAUCUGAUCUUUGUCCUACGUAACACCGUCGCUCCGCCUCGCUCUCCUGUCGGACCGUUUCCCUAUCGCAUCCAUUUUUGUGCAUUCAAGAAAUCUCUCGGAGUUAGUAGCAGUAGCAGGAGGGAAUCGCAGGGAAGCGCGCCGACAACCGCAAUAAGGGCCAUGGGUUAGACUGCAUUCACCAUGACUGCGAUUUAAAAGCAUCCGCACCUGAAGAUGUCAGCUUUGGGGGCCCCUGCGGCUCCCGCUCCGCCGGACCUGAGCCACCUCACCGAGGAGGAGAGGAGGAUCAUCCUCUCGGUCAUGGAGCGGCAGAAGAAAGAGGAGGAGAAAGAGCAGUCCAUGCUGAAGGAAGCUCCUAAAGAAGACACAAAGCCUCAGCCAGCUCAGUGGAAUCCUUUCAGUGGAAUCACUGAGCUGGUUAGUAAUGUUCUUCAGCCCCAGUCAAAGUCCCCCAGUGAGGAGCAGCCCAAGCCGAAGCUGCACCAGCAGUUUGAGAUGUACAAGGACCAGGUGAAGAAGAUCGGAGAGGAGGCUCCGAAGAACCCGGAGCAGAAGGGAGACUCGCCCACUUGUGGGAUCUGCCACAAAACCAAGUUUGCCGAUGGCUGCGGCCGCGUCUGUUCUUAUUGCCAAACCAAGUUCUGCGCGCGCUGCGGAGGACGCGUCUCGCUCCGCUCCAACAAAGUAAUGUGGGUAUGCAACCUGUGCCGAAAACAACAAGAAAUCCUCACCAAGUCGGGAGCGUGGUUCUACAGCGGUCCUGAGGGCUCCAGAUCAGGGCCCAAAGCCAAAGUAAGGGGAGGCCCACCCAGAGAAAACCAAGACCCUCUCAGAAACGGUUCAGGGAUCCCAGGCAGAAACAGAAGCCCAUCAGCAUCCAGGGACCCCAACGCAGCAUAUAACCAAAGGGAGGGGGAAGGAGGACUGCAGUAUGCCCCGGCUGAAGGAGGCAUGCCCCGCUCUCCGUCCGACUACGGACGUGACCCUGGCCAUUCGCCAAGGAGUUCAAGAAUGUACAAUGAGGUGGACGGUCAUCAACACAGCCAAGAACGCUGGCACUCACAAGGCCAACGUAUGGACGGCCAGCUAGAGGACUAUGAACUCCAAAGACGCCGUGAGGAGGAAUACCAGACCCGAUACCGCAGCGACCCCAACCUGGCACGCUACCCAGUCAAACCCCAGCCCUACGAGGAGCAGAUGCGCAUCCAUGCCCAGGUGUCACGGGCUCGGCAUGAGCGGCGUCAUAGUGACGUUUCGCUCGCUUAUACAGAACAUGAUGAGCCUCUGCAUGGGCCUGGUGGGCGGCAGUCACGCCUCCCUUUGUUGGGAGGCCCAAGUCAACGCUCGUACUCCAUGGACAGGAGUUUACUGGGACAUCGGAUGACGAAUCAUAGCCCACCAACACCACACCGCAGCCCCGUUCUGGGCGAUAGCCGGCGAGGACUGGCAGAGCCAACGAGGAAACCCAUUCUCCAACAGCACCACUUGGACCCUAGCUCAGCCAUGCGCAGGAACAAACAGGACAAAAUGGAUAGCAUUCUACGAAAUGAUUCUCUAAGCUCGGACCAAUCCGAGUCAGUUCGGCCUCCUCCACCUCGACCGCACCGCAGCAAACGCCUUGGCAAGCUCAGAACCAUGGGUAGCUUCAGCAGCUCAGAAGAGGAGCUGGCAACCACACCAGAGUACACCAGCUGUGAGGAUGUAGAGCUGGAGAGUGAGUCCUUCAGCGAAAAAGGAGAUAUGGAUGGUCACUGGUGGGACCAUGCGUCUUGGCAUAGCGAGGCCUCCUCAAUGUCUAUGCACCCGGUGACAUGGCAACCAUCCAAAGAUGGAGAGCGCCUAAUAGGGCGGGUAGUGCUAAACAAGCGGAUGAAAGAUGGCACGGUGCCCAGAGACACGGGGGCACUGCUGGGCCUCAAGGUGGUGGGAGGGAAGAUGACAGAGUCUGGCAGACUUUGUGCUUUCAUUACGAAGGUGAAGAGAGGAAGUCUAGCUGACACUGUCGGCCAUCUCCGACCAGGUGAUCAGGUCCUGGAGUGGAACGGGAGGGUCUUACAGGGAGCCACAUUCAAGGAAGUUUACAAUAUCAUUCUAGAAUCCAAGCCAGAGCCGCAGGUGGAGCUAGUGGUCUCGCGGCCCAUCGGAGAUGUCCCUAGAAUACCAGAGAGCACACAUGGACAACUUGAAUCAAGUUCAAGUUCCUUUGAAUCCCAAAAGAUGGGUCCGUCCAUCUCUGUCACGUCCCCCAUGAGUCCUGGCAUGCUCCGGGACAACCCUCAGUAUCUGUCCGGACAGCUCUCAGUCAAGCUGUGGUACGAUAAAGUAGGACAUCAGCUCAUCGUCACUAUCCUGGGCGCCAAAGACCUGCCUUCACGAGAAGACGGGCGACCCAGGAAUCCAUAUGUCAAAAUCUACUUCCUCCCCGACAGAAGCGAUAAAAGCAAGAGGAGAACGAAAACAGUGAAGAAAUCUCUGGAGCCCAAGUGGAACCAGACAUUCAUGUACUCACCGGUGCACAGACGAGAGUUCAGGGAGCGCAUGCUGGAGAUCACGCUGUGGGACCAGGCCAGAGUCCGAGAGGAGGAGAGCGAGUUCCUGGGAGAGAUUCUGAUCGAGCUGGAGACGGCGCUGCUGGACGAUCAGCCUCACUGGUAUAAGCUCCAAACACACGACGUGUCCUCGAUGCCGCUGCCGAACCCCUCGCCCUACAUGCAGAGACGCCUCCUGCACGGAGAGAGCCCCACACGCAGGUUACAGAGGUCACAGAGAAUCAGUGACAGCGAGUUCUCUGAUUACGACUGUGAAGACGGGAUUGGUGUUAUCUCAGAUUACCGGCACAAUGGCAGGGAUUUCCAGAGCUCCACUCUGUCUGUCCCGGAGCAGGUGAUGUCGUCCAAUCACUGUUCCCGAUCGGACAUGACCCGCACACGCUCGCGCUCACCCAGCGUGCCUCCACCGCAAAGUCGAAGUUUAGACCACGGUGUGAGAGGAGGACACUCGCUUUACGGCCCCCGACAUCGCCUGUCUGAAGACAGAUACUCACCAGACAGUAUGUACCCCCUCUAUCGGGAGGACGCGGUCAGGUUACUGCGCUCCACUAAGAUGGCCCGUGCAUACUCAGACGGGGCUUACAAUAGCAUGGACAGGAGGAUGAGGAGAGAUAGACAAAUGUCUGCCUACAGUGACUCAUACGAAUCUCCUGAGAGAUAUUACAAUGGGCCCAAUCAUGUAUCUACUCCGUGGCCCAAUCAUGUCAUGAAUGGAAACGGUGGAGACUACAGUAGGACGUGCCCCAGGAUAGAAAUUGAGCCUUCUACGGAUACAGAAAGAGAGGACAAUAUCCCAGAGUUCCCAGCUAGCCAUGAACACUAUGAGGAAGAUCUGAGGUAUAGCCGCAGCAUGGUGGACAGACAUGAGCAUUACAGGUCCAGGUCAGCUGACCAGCGGCCCAUGAUGGAGCGACCAGUCUACACGCGCUCCCGCUCAUCCGAGCGGCCCGACUCCGGCUACAUGAGAUCCAUGCCGUCCUUACCAUCAGGGAGAUCCGCCCCUCCCUCUCCUGCCUUAACGAGGGCAAACAUCCGCACCGGAUCCGUCCAAACAAGCCCCACCAGCACGCCAGUAUCGAGUCGAAGAGGUCGGCAGCUACCGCAAGUCCCUCCGAAGGGCUCUGUGGACAGAAAAGAUGGCGAGGGCAUUACCGAGCCUUAUGAAGCAGGAACAGGGGCGGUACCUCAGCCUCCUGCUCCGCCCCCUGUUCUGUCCCAGCUUCCACAGACUCUGGCUGCGGUGGGAGGGGCUUCACAACCCCUGGCCCCGCCCCCUCCACCUCCACAAGGCACACAAGCAAUGGCUGCUCAUAUGGGGAUGGAGUCUCCUGUCCCGGGCCCUGUUGCCACCCAUGCCCCUGUACCUCCUCCUGCACAUGCUCCUCCCACUCCCGCACACGCCCAUCUACCUUCUUCAGUUUCCACUCCCCCACCCACACCUGCCCCUCCCUCACAAGUGCAUGCUCCCCCCCCUCCAGCUCCUGCCCCUCCUCCUCCUCCUCCUCCUCCUCCUGCUGCUGCUCCAUCAUCAUCAUCCUCACCGCUCGUCUCGCAGGCUUCUGUGCCAGAAUCCCAGGAAAAGUCUGUAGCUCCCCCACCUGUCAAUGGGAGGAAAGGCAAGUGUGUGUGUGAGCGUGUGAAUCUCUCCGUGAUGUUAUACUGUGUGUUUGUGCUGGAUAGAUUUAGUACAAGUAUAUAUUGUAUAAAUUUGCAGUACUUACCGUUUGUACGGUUGUCAUCAGAUAUAUAUGACAGUGAUGUAAGCGACGUGUCCGCUAUGUCGAGCGCAUCUCGGCUUAGCAGCACGAGCUACAUGUCUGUCCAGUCAGAAAGGGUGCGAGCGAGCCGCAAGAUCAGUGAGUUUACAUCUAAAAUGAAACACAGGGCUCAGACAGCCACCCCGGGGUCCAACAUCACCAAGAGCUCCAGUGUGGGUGGAGACAUGUGCUCACUGGGCAGGAACGACGACGAUGACGAUGACAAGAAGAGGCGCUCCAGUUUCGGAGCCAAGAUGGCCGCCAUGGUGGGACUGGGGAAGAAAAGUCAAAGCACCUCCCAGCUGGACCCGGAGGAGGAGGGUAAGAAGAAGAAGCCGGUGCGUCUGGCGAUCCAGCGGAGCGUAGAGACUGGUUUAGCCGUCGAGAUGAAGAGCAGGAUGACACGGCAGCCCAGCCGAGAGACCACAGAAGAGGGGGAAAAGGCAAAACCUGGAAAUCUAAUCUUCCCUGGAGUGAAGAUCUCAUCAGAUAGCCAGUUCACUGAGUUUUUGGAUGGUCUUGGCCCCGCCCAGCUCGCAGGGAGACAGACACUGGCCACGCCCCCAAUGGGUGACAUCCAGAUCGGUAUGGUACACAGGAAGGAGAGGCUGGAUGUUGAAGUUAUUCGGGCUCGAGGCCUGGUGGGCAAACCAGGGAACAAACAGACGCCAGCACCUUAUGUAAAAGUAUAUCUGCUGGACAACGGGAAGUGCAUCAACAAAAAGAAAACUCGGACGGCGAGAAAAACACUGGAUCCUCUUUAUCAACAGCAGCUUCAGUUUGAGGAGAAUCCUGAGGGGAAGGUUUUACAGAUCAUUGUUUGGGGGGACUAUGGACGCAUGGACCACAAGUCCUUCAUGGGAGCCGCCCAGAUCCUGCUAGACGAUUUAGAGCUGACCAACAUGGUGAUUGGCUGGUACAAGCUCUUCCCUCCCACCUCAUUAGUGGACCCAACCUUGGCACCUUUAAGUAGUAAACCUCCAGAUUCAAGCCUGGACAGUUCCAACGUUCGGUCGUAGCGGCACGAGGAGGUGAGCGGUAGAGAGCGGCGUGAGUAGCUCCAGCUACAGACAGAGAGGAGACGGUCUCGACGGGUCACGUCCUGGUUACACUGCAUGCUUGAUGUUGUGUCCUCUGAGCCCGUGCGACAAGAGGCUAAGAAAAGGCCUGCGUCCUUCUGCCAAAAAAAAAAAAAAAAACAAAUAGACGAAAAGAAAAUGUAUGCUGCUAUCGCACGCAGGGAAAGAACGCCACAGAAAAAGUCUCUCCGUUCAGCUGAAGAGAUGCAGCCAGGGAUUCGGCGGAGACUGACUCUUAACCGUAGGACGUUAAGAGUGCUGAUUUCCACCGGAGAGUGAAGAUGCCGUUUUACUCUGGCUGCUUCCUCUCUGUUGUAUUCAAAGAGAUGUCAGUGUUUCUUAACUACAGUAGCGUAGUAGCCAUUACUGUAAGCCAAGCUGUCAAAAGAAGAUCCAUAAAGAGAGAAGUGCUUGGCUAAGAUGGGACAGGAAAGCGAAAGGGUAACCUCAGAGACUUGACGUUCUCAUGGGAAUGACCCUACAUCAAGCCAGAUCUCCACUGGAUUGAUUUUCUUAGUUCGGUGAUGAGGAUAUGGGUAUGGAUAUGGGGGGAGGGGAGAAAAAAAUAAUUAAAUAAAUAAUGGACCUUUUUUGUGCUCCGGUAUGAUGUUCUCUUUGUUGAUGUACUGUAUGAAAUUUAUGAGAUUAUUUUUUUCUUUUUUCUUUUUGCAUGGAUGCAGAGUUGUUUAAAAAAAAAUCGGAAGUUUAUUUUCCUCAAGACUUGCAAAAAACAAAAAUCAAAAAAAAAAAAAAAAAGAGAGAGGAAGAAUCUUAUUUAAGGAUGACCAGAUCAGCCAUUUUCAACAAUUUGUAUUAUUUUUAAUAUGAAAUUCUCUAGUGCAUGAUUUUCAAAGAGACUGAAUGCAAAAUGAUAACGAUGUGAUUGUCGUCCUUUAGAAUAUUCUUCUGUAUUUUUACAGAUCUCGGUUACAGGUGUGGCCUGAUGAGAAUUUGUAUCUCAUAUUGUAAACAGAAAAAAGCAAGGGAUUGUCGAGGAUAACAAUAAAUGUACAAUAUUGAUUUCGAUAUAAAAACGAACAAGAAAAUUGUACAUUUCUCCCUUCAAAUGCAGCCAUAAUUCUGUGUUCAUGUGGAGACGGAGCUGUAGAUUAUGGGUCUGUCAUGAUUCCACUGUUCUGUUACAAGAGAAUGGCUCAUUUACUCAAAGCAAGCAUGUUGAAAAGGGUCUGCAACAUGGAUUGAGCACACCGUCUGAGUAAUACAGCAUGUUUUGAUAGAGACAUCUGGGAAUUUUUCGCAGUUUUGUGUACAGUGCAUGUGGACCAGAGGCUGGGCCGUCCCCUGAUCGAGUGUCGACCACAGAUUCAGGUCGGGGUCGAGGUUUUGUGGCCGACGGUUCAGACAUUCAACGCAACAUUCCACCUCUUGGCACUCAUCUUUUCUUGACGUUUUGAAAAGAAGAAAAAAAGGAAAAGAAAAUCAAACAGACAAAAGAAAUCUAAAAAAACAAGAGGGAAAAAAGUUAAGAAAAUUUAUAUUUAUUCAAGUUUGACUUGAAACAAGGUUGCAAGUAUAUUUUAUUUUAUUAUUGUUAUAAAGAAAAUGUUCUAAAAACGGAUCCCAUUGGAUGGUGCUGUACGAAGUCUCUGAACUCGGAGAGGACUGGACAAUGUUCAAUACAACAGACACUGGUUGACGAAUGAGGAGCGAGUCACAGUUUGUGGAGAUGGGAAAAUUGCCACACAAUAUGAAUUUUUAAUUGUUUCUUGUUUUGAGAGAAUAAAAUUCAUUUACUAA
Molecule: messenger RNA, 8000 nt
Organism: Cyprinus carpio (common carp)
Lineage: Eukaryota; Metazoa; Chordata; Actinopteri; Cypriniformes; Cyprinidae
Product: regulating synaptic membrane exocytosis protein 2-like
Exons: 38
Coding region: 1071-6182 (1703 amino acids)
Biological process (GO): regulation of membrane potential; regulation of synaptic plasticity; positive regulation of synaptic transmission
Cellular component (GO): presynaptic membrane; cytoskeleton of presynaptic active zone
Molecular function (GO): small GTPase binding; transmembrane transporter binding
Source: RefSeq, a predicted model, not a curated record